CGGCCAUCUGCCGCACUUGUAUCAUGUACUAGCCGUGUGCUCCAUGCAUCCGGAGAUCGGCUCAGGCGUUUCGAGUGGAGAUGUUCGGUGGACCCAGAUCUCGAGGUCAUGCCGUCACUCACAAGAAAUCCGUCUCUGCGAUACUUAGAAAUAAUGCUUCUGGACGUUACCCCAUCGCCACAGAAGAUACACACUACUCUCACCGCCGUGCUAUCAAACAUCGUCAGCGUGGACCUGCAAGGCGUGGAGAUUCAGCUCGCUCUGGCUCACCUCGAGGUGUUCCCCCGACCCCAGAAUCAUGAACGGAGGCCCGCGUUGGUACUAAACCCUGCCGAGUCCAUCGCUGUAUUUCACACCAUUCUCUCACGCGUGGUAUUCAAUGGGCUGCCGCGCAAUCCCUGGACCAACCAGCGUCAGGGUAUAGAGGUCAGUCUCGAUGUCCGAAACAUACAGAACAAUCCCACCGCAGUAGCCACUAUCAAAGCCUACUUGAUCACUCUCUUUACGCCGUGGUUGGAUCGCGGAAUCGUGCAAUUGUCGUUUCAUUCAUACUAUGACAGAGACACUUUCGAGACUAUCAAAAGUGUUCCUACGUCCGAGCUCAGAGAGGAGACAUCGAGCGAUCACGGAGGCGAGGACGUCGAAGAAAGCACAGUCGUAGGAACAAACGUUUAGAAGAAAGCUCGCGAGGGAAUGAGAGAGACGGACACUGGCGUGAACAAGUCGGGCGGACGCAGUUGGUCGCGCAGGAUAGCGGCACGAAUCUUGUACGAUCCACGGUCAUUCAUGGAUGGAGAUUAUUAUAUAGACUGACAGGUAUCACGACGACAUUGUUGAAAAGCAUAGUCUUGAAGGGAUUCGCGUCUCCUUCC
Molecule: messenger RNA, 872 nt
Organism: Rhodofomes roseus
Lineage: Eukaryota; Fungi; Basidiomycota; Agaricomycetes; Polyporales; Fomitopsidaceae
Exons: 3
Coding region: 109-675 (188 amino acids)
Source: RefSeq, a predicted model, not a curated record